AUGGCUGACAAUGCUCCUCCACCAUCUCUUUCCCCAUCAUCUGAGAAAGGAUCCUCAAGCCAAAGCCCAAGGAGCUUUGCCACCCUUUCUAGUGGCUCCCCUAUCAUUGUCGGUGCUAAUAGAAGUUACAUGCCUAUCACUCUUAACAACAACAAACCAUUAUCAUUGUUAUCACCAUCACCACUAUCACCCUCACCUGCACCUGGUGUAUUUGGUGUCCUACCUCGUGAACCUGUCCAACAAGUGCAACCACAAGCCAUGGUUGCACCUGUCAAAAGACGAAGAGGGAGGCCACCUGGCUCCAAAAAUAAGUCUAAGGUGCCGAUGAUUAUUUUCAAGGACACCGACCACCUUCUUAAACCAACUGUCAUUGAAGUUCCAGAUGGUACCGACGUGAUAGAUGCCAUCAUCAACUUUGCUCACAGCCACCAUUUUAGUGUCUCAGUGCUUAGUGUUUCGGGUUCAAUCUCCGAAGCCACCCUUCGUUACCCUUUCUCUCAUGCCCCCACCAUAUCCGUUCGUGGAAAAUCACCCAUAGUGUCUCUCUCUGGCACUUACAUAAACACCCUUUUACCUUCACAAGCCCCCAUAUUUACUCAUUCCUCCUUCGCAAUCCAAAUAGCGGAUAGCAACACCAACAAAAUCUAUGGUGGCCUUGUUGGAGGGAGGGUUAUUGCUGCAGGUCCUGUUGUGGUCUUGCUUUCCAAGUUCAAGAAGCAUGAGUAUCAUAGGUUGAACUCUAGUGCAAAUGUUCAUCUUUCAGCUCCUAAGAAUGGUGAUUUCAUCACUAACAACAACGCUAACGCUAAUGUGUCUACCUUUAGUGUUGCUACUCCUGUUGUUCCUGAUUCCAAAUUCAUGCAGUGGAAAAAACAUGAUAGUAAUUACUAA
Molecule: messenger RNA, 891 nt
Organism: Abrus precatorius (Indian licorice)
Lineage: Eukaryota; Viridiplantae; Streptophyta; Magnoliopsida; Fabales; Fabaceae
Product: AT-hook motif nuclear-localized protein 28-like
Exons: 1
Coding region: 1-891 (296 amino acids)
Cellular component (GO): nucleus
Molecular function (GO): minor groove of adenine-thymine-rich DNA binding; DNA-binding transcription factor activity
Source: RefSeq, a predicted model, not a curated record